AUGGAUGACGACAGCUUCCUAACGGAGACCACCACCGCCACGCCGUGGUUCGCAGAGGGUGAGGGCGAUUCAGAACUUGAUAUAGAGGAGGAGGAUCUUGAUGAGGAACUAGAAGAAGAAGAGGAAUUCACCGAUUUUGACGAAUCCUCACAGGGCUUUUCAGAAUCAGAGUCAGAAGCGAGUGGCCCGGGCGUCCGUAGGCGAGGGGGCGCGGGCGACUCUUUCGCCUUCGCAGCCUCGACCACCUCCACCUCCUCAUCUACCGUCUUUUCUCAGGCGCGAGGUCAGCUGCAGCUGUCGGUGCUGCCCAAGACGCUGCCAUGCCGCGAAGCGGAGCGUAAGAACCUUCACGCCCUGCUCCGUGAUGCCCUCGCCAACAACACCACCUGCAGCAUAUAUAUCUCUGGCGUGCCUGGCACGGGUAAGACUGCCACGGUGCUCGGCAUCGUGCGCGAACUGCAGGAAGAGGUGGCGAAUAAGUUCAUCGAGUUGAACGGAAUGACGAUCGCCGACCCGCAGCGUGCCUACGUCAUUCUGUGGUGGCACCUCAUGGGCCAGCGCGUCUCUGCCAAGGCCGCGCGCCUACGGCUCACCGACUACUUCACCGGCUCGGCCAAAAAGGGCACCUCCAGGCCCAAGAAGAAAUGUGUGCUUCUCGUGGACGAGCUGGAUCUUCUGGUGACCCGCAAGCAGGACGUCAUCUACAAUCUGUUCGAUUGGGCCACGCGCAAGUCCUCCAAGCUGAUCAUCGUCGCCAUCGCCAACACGAUGGACUUGGCGCAGAGGAUGCUGCCCCGCGUGGCGAGUCGAAUGGGCUUCCAGCAAAUCAUGUUCACCUCCUACACGAGGGAUCAACUCGAGCAAAUUGUCAAGGCCCGCUUGGCCUCGAUUGACGCGUUUGACUCAGACGCCAUCACCUGGUGCGCCUCAAAGAUUGCUGCCGUGAGCGGAGAUGCGCGAAGAGCGUUGCAGAUUUGCCGACGAGCUGCCGACAUUGCCGAGCUUGCCUCGGAAAGAGGGAGCAAUCCCUCCGGUCGCGUCAGUGCGGAGCACGUGAGGGGUGCCAUCGAGGAGAUCCACUCGGCGCCGCAGAUCCGCCUCAUCCAGGCUGCCACCCUACACGAGAAGCUGUUUCUGUACAUUUGCAACGCUCUCGGUCGUGAGCUGCCCAACUGCUCGGCGAUCUCGUCCAUCUGCUAUCGACUCGCGUCAUGGGGUCUCCUCGAUGCCGAUCCCGCAAGCAACGACCUGCUGGCGCGGGUGUCGCUGCGCGUGCCGCAGGAGGACGUGGUGUUUGCGAUGCAGAACGAUCCCCUCGUCUCCGAACUCUUCCAACUCAUCAUCCCCUUCCUCUCCGGCUGA
This is a messenger RNA of Acanthamoeba castellanii str. Neff, 1362 nucleotides long. RefSeq names its product ATPase, AAA domain containing protein. The transcript has 10 exons. Gene Ontology annotation, biological process: DNA replication initiation; mitotic DNA replication checkpoint signaling. Lineage: Eukaryota; Discosea; Longamoebia; Acanthamoebidae. Gene Ontology annotation, cellular component: nuclear origin of replication recognition complex. Gene Ontology annotation, molecular function: ATP hydrolysis activity; ATP binding; DNA replication origin binding. The coding region runs from base 1 to 1362 and encodes 453 amino acids. The record is from RefSeq and is a predicted model, not a curated record.